Molecule: messenger RNA, 4152 nt
Organism: Micromonas pusilla CCMP1545
Lineage: Eukaryota; Viridiplantae; Chlorophyta; Mamiellophyceae; Mamiellales; Mamiellaceae
Exons: 1
Coding region: 1-4152 (1383 amino acids)
Biological process (GO): mRNA splicing, via spliceosome
Cellular component (GO): catalytic step 2 spliceosome
Molecular function (GO): helicase activity; mRNA binding
Source: RefSeq, a predicted model, not a curated record
AUGGUUAAAAUAUAUGAUACGAAGCUGCGCGGCAAAAUCCCAAAUCCGUCUGGCAGAAUAUCGAAUGAGUCGCGCGCGAUAUAUCAAUCACUUCAAACCACCCGUUACCUUGAAUACCUUUGGGUAAACUUUAGUGGUGUGCAUUCUAGUGAUAAGCACGUGUUUUCUAUCCUUCUCUUGGUGAAUGAGAAGCAUUUUGAGAAAGUAUGUGUAUGGGACUAUCUCCAGGGAUUUACUUCUGAGAAGUUUAACUCACUCUUUCGUCGAAUCUUGUUUCCUAAACAGAACUUCAGUUCAAAAAAUUUCGAGAGAACUGCUCGUGUAAAGUUCUUAAACCACGUCUUCCUGUCCCUUGAGGCAGAAAAAAUCAGGGCGGUGGUCCUGCCUUUUGUCAGUUUGCCCCUCUGGUCAAAUCUGAGCAAAACGAGGUUGCAGUUAGAGCUUCGCAAUAAUCGCCAACUGGAGAAGCACUGGAAAUACUUCAUGAAAAAAGAAGCUGAGUCAAUGCAGAGAAGUGGUCACAUAUCUCUGAAGGAAAGCCCCGAAUCAGCUUGGUUGCCAGCGUUGAUCAGUGAGUUUUUUGAAAUUCUUAAGUGCACUACUAUGAAUCUGAAGGCGGGGACGCUGAAAGAGGGCGAGUUCGAUAAAGCGGUCACGAACAUUCCAGCGAUAUAUUACUGCGAGCAAUUCAUUCAACUUAUCACUGACCUUUUGUCACAGCUUCCAACCCGGCGAUUUGUUCGCGCUUUGUUUGACGACUGCAAGCUUCUGAUAAAAGCUCGCUUGGCAGCCUUUCAUGCUCAUCCAGCUGGCCAACUUUACCGUCAACUGAUUAAUCUCUUCGAAAUAUACCAGGAAUUCGAAAUCAAUGACCACACCGGAAAGCCUCUUACAGAUGAAGAUAUCGCAACCUCCCACAGUGAACGGUUGGUUCACCUGCAAAAACUAUGUUUCAAAGAAAUAAAAAGUCUUCGUUGUGUAGCACUCAGUCACUGCGGUGCUUUCGAAAAACGCCAGGUACUGAUCAAACACCUUGCUAACCUUGACAAUAAGGAACUGUAUUCCUUAGCAACCGAGCAUUUGCGUUUAGUUGAUCCAGAUGAUCCAUGGGCAUCAGAUCCUAAUUUUAUACUCGAAGUUCUUGUCUCCACUUUUGAAAAGCGUGUAUCCCAGCGCCGGGUGAUCAAUGAGAUGCCAUUGUAUCCCAACGAGGAUCUGAUAUUGGAUUCUAAAUUGCUACCAACUUCCACGUAUGCAGAAGAGAAAUGUCUGGCGCUGCCUAAACUUAGUUUGCAAUUCCUUACCUUGCAAGACUAUCUCCUCAGAAACUUUGUUCUUCUCCGACUUGAAGCAGCUUAUGAAAUUCGCGGGGACAUUUUUGACGCACUGUGUCGCAUGGGCCCUUACAAGAAUCCUGCUACAGAUUCAGUUGCGUUUUCAGGCUGGGCACGCAUGGCAACGACUGUGGUACCGGGUGGUCUGACUGUGACAGAGGUAAAGAAACCCAGGGUUGGGGAAGAAAAGCCUGCUUCGGUUACGUGUGAGGUAACAAUUAAUCUAAGCAAUGUGUGUGGAUCUGCGCAGGAUGAGUGGGAUCAAAUCAGGGCACAUGACGUCGUAUUUCUCCUGGCCGUUGAGGGAUGCAACGAAAUAGAUGCAGAGAAGUUGGCACCACAGCAACAAGGAAUGGGGAUCGAAACACGCAGUACAGUGAACAUGUUUGGUCUUCAGUUCGUUCGUGGUGCUGAAGUAAUUGAGGUAAGGAACAAGUCACGAAAGCAUCAAAAUAUAUCAACGUGUAUAGCCAGUACAAUCGGGAAGUCAGCAGUAAAAGAAAAUGGUGACCAUCGAACUUUCACACUUUCAUUAGAUCCGGCCCAGUACCAGGUUGAUGCUCUCAACAAAUCUCGAAAUCCAGAGUCUGAUGUGUACCGGAAAUUAAAUGUGUUUGUGCGCCGAAAGCCAAAGGAAAAUAAUUUUAAGGCACUCCUUGAAUCUAUUCGAGAUAUAUUGAACACCGAAUGCGUCAUACCUGAAUGGCUGCACGAUAUAUUUUUAGGAUAUGGGGACCCGUUUGCAGCGCAAAGCUCUGCUCUUCCUUGCAGAUUGCACACGGUCGAUUUCAAGGAUACAUUUGUUGAUGAGAACCACUUGCGAGACUCUUUUCCUGGUUUUGAGAUCAAGUUGACUGAGUCUAAGUCAACUGAACCUCUUUUUUGCCGUGUCACUUUUCAAACGUCAGCAGGUUCUAUUCACUUGAAGGGCAAAGGUGAACCUUGUGAAAGUAAAAAGUUGACCGAUAGAAGCAUGGGCUCAAAAUGCGCUGAGACUGGAGCAACGUUGUUAGUUGAAUCGUAUAACCCGCUGGAUGUAUGCCCAGAUUUAAACAAUCAACGGAGCCUAACCAUGAAUCGAGUGCGUUUUACCCCUGCACAGGUGGAAGCAAUUUCCAGCGGAGUUCAACCUGGUCUGACUAUGGUGGUUGGGCCUCCAGGAACAGGAAAGACGGACACUGCCGCCCAGAUCUUACAUUGUCUGUAUUGCAACGAGCCAAACCAGCGAACUUUGCUGAUCACUCAUUCUAACGCUGCUCUGAAUGACUUGUUUCAGAAGCUCUUAAUGCGCGAUGUCCCUUCCAGAUAUCUUCUUCGGCUGGGCCAAGGUGAGUCUGACCUUGACACUGACCUAGACUUCUCGAGGGCAGGGCGAGUCAAUGCUAUGCUCAUUAGACGUCUUGAACUUCUGAGAGAAGUUGAGAUGCUCGCAUCUUGUCUUGGCCAACCGAAAGACGUGGCGUACACCUGCGAAACAGCUGGACACUUCUGGCUGCUUCAUGUGCUGUCUCGUUGGGAGAUAUUUGAAUCUGAUGUGGCAGCAUCUAAGGAUCCCAAGUUCGUUAGCUGCAGUUUCCCCUUCACGGCGUUCUUUUCAAGUGUACCACAGCCGUUGUUCUCCUCAAAAUCCUUAGUUGAUGACAUGGACAGAGCUCGAGCAUGCAUGCGAUACAUACAAAAUAUAUUCUAUGAGUUGGAGGAGUGUCGCCCCUUUGAAUUGCUCAAAGGAAACCGUGACCGUUCCAACUACCUGCUCACGAAACAGGCCAAGGUCGUCGCGAUGACGUGUACCCAUGCUGCUAUUAAAUACAGCGAAUUCAUUCGUUUAGGGUUCAAGUAUGAUAACCUCGUGAUGGAAGAAUCUGCUCAGAUUCAGGACAUUCAGGCAUUUAUUCCCAUGCUACUUCAAAAAAACGAUAACGGACAUAGUCGUCUUAAGAGAGUGGUACUUAUUGGUGAUCAUCAUCAGCUCCCCCCAGUUGUCAAGAACUCGACACUUCAAAACUUCUGCAAUAUGGAUCAAUCUCUCUUCACGCGACUCAUACGGCUCGGUGUUCCGAAGAUAGAGCUGAAUGCGCAGGGUCGCUCCAGACCAGUCUUGUCUCAAUUGUAUAAUUGGCGAUACCUCAGCCUCGGCGACUUACCUGUCACCAAGCGUGGAGAAUUUGAGCUUGUGAAUCCUGGUUUUUCGCAUGAGACUCAGUUCAUUGAUGUUGAUGACUACAAUGGUGUGGGAGAAACACAGCCAACUCCACAUUUCUUUCAAAAUCUCGGCGAAGCAGAAUAUAUUGUUAGUGUUUUUCAGUAUAUGCGACUCCUUGGCUACCCAGCAGACAAAAUUACAAUCAUUACAACAUAUCGUGGUCAGAAGCACUUAAUUAAAGAUGUCGUUGCCCGACGUUGUGCAACACAUCCUUUAUUUGGCAAUCCACUGAAGAUAACUACCGUGGAUGAGUAUCAAGGACAGCAGAAUGACUACGUUUUGUUAUCGCUGGUCAGAAGUAAAUCGGUGGGCCACAUACGUGAUGUGCGGCGACUUGUCGUUGCCGUGUCUCGAGCCCGGCUCGGGCUUUACAUUUUUGGCCGCAAGAAGCUGUUUGAGCAAUGUUUUGAACUCUCUCCGACAUUUAGUCACCUAUUCAUGUUUCCCACGAAACUUGCACUGGUUCCUACGGAAAUAUAUCCCCCUAUGAGGUCAAUUUCCGAGACGGUCACUCCCUAUGUGGUUGAUGAUGCUCUUGCGAUGGGACUUCUUGUUAAUCAGCUUGCUCUCAAAUGGCAUCGAGAGCAAAAUACAGGUGAGCCGGUGAAAUUGUAG